CCUUCGUCAUCAUCAACUUAACUUAAACCUCAAAAUUCCAAAAUGAAACCAACAAGCUGUUCCAUGUAGAACUUCAAAAUCCAUCAAUGGAUCUCAUUAUUUCCCACACUCCAAACCCAUUUCUUCUUUCCUCAUCAUCACUAACUCCAACUCUUCAAAAUCCUAACUUUUUCACGUUAACCCCAUCCUUCAGUAACCGCAGAAAGCUCAAACUUCGAGCUUCAUCUACAGCAGACCCAAAUGGCGCUGAUGGGUCUUCUUGGUCACAGUCACUUGAACGCGCUUCGAAGCGGUUUUUGGUGAAAUUCGGAGAUAUGGUGAAGAAAGAAAUAGGUGUUGAUUUGGGAGAUGGUGUUGUGAAGGCAGGUGAGUUUGUGGAUGGUGUGAAGAAGAAUGUUGGAAGUGAGUUUCAAACUCUUUCGCUGUCCGAGUUUGUUGAAUGGAAUCGGUUCGAACAUUUGAAGGUAACUCAAAUCAAUUGCUUUUUAAUGAGAUUUUGUUGUUUAAUUUCAUUAGUGACAUGACAAACAAAUUGUUUGGGUUUGGUUGUUGGAUUGAGUGUUAGUUUAUUCAUAGGAAAUA
This is a messenger RNA of Trifolium pratense (red clover), 582 nucleotides long. RefSeq names its product ATP-dependent zinc metalloprotease FTSH 12, chloroplastic-like. Bases 87 to 524 code for a protein of 145 amino acids. Lineage: Eukaryota; Viridiplantae; Streptophyta; Magnoliopsida; Fabales; Fabaceae. The record is from RefSeq and is a predicted model, not a curated record. The transcript has 2 exons.